AAAUACCAUAUUUAUCCUCAUGUCAUUAUUAUCUCGAUUGAUCUUACAAAAUUAUAAUUUGCAGAAACACGCGAUUGUUGUCAGUGCAUUGUGUUACCUCGUCAUAGCUGAGCCACCCGUUCAAGCUGUAAAGCCGAACGUAAUAGGAAGUUCCGAACAACAUACCUCUUUCAGUUUUAUCCGACCGGGAUUAACGCAAACGUCGUUCGCAUUCAACGGGCCGAGCUCUCAUCAAUCUUUCGCAUCUAGCAUCAGCAAUCCUCAGUUAGCGCAAAAAGUUUUGCCAAGUUUAGCGCAUGCCUUCGCCUACAGAAAUCCUGGCUUAGGAUAUUAUCCAUUUGGUUCUAUCGCGAAUGGUGCGGUUCCGCAACAACAGAUUUUUGCAGCAUCUGCAACCGGGCCAUUAGCUUAUCAAACCGUUACAGAUCCCGCUACUGCAUUAGCAUACAUGCAGCAAUUGCAGCAGCCACAACAAUCAUAUUUGCAUGCAUAUCAACCGAAUACUGUUUACCAGUUGCAAUUAGCGCAAUUGCUUGCUCUUAGACAAGCACAGCUUGCGCAAGCUCAACAAGGACAAUUACAUAAUAGUAACUGUACACAGGUGCCUGAACAAAUUCAGUUACAACGACAAGAGCAGCAACCAGAACGACAGCAAAAUUUGUUAGGAAUCGCUUACUCGUCUUCCCCAUCUGUAGCGCAUGUAAAGGUUUCCGGAAAUGGAUACAAGUUCAACUUUUAAUGCUAAGAUAUAAUAUUUAUUGUUUC
Molecule: messenger RNA, 765 nt
Organism: Formica exsecta
Lineage: Eukaryota; Metazoa; Arthropoda; Insecta; Hymenoptera; Formicidae
Exons: 3
Coding region: 20-739 (239 amino acids)
Source: RefSeq, a predicted model, not a curated record